Messenger RNA from Charadrius vociferus (killdeer), 1029 nucleotides. RefSeq names its product sciellin (gene SCEL). The transcript has 14 exons. Gene Ontology annotation, biological process: epidermis development. Bases 1 to 1029 code for a protein of 342 amino acids. Gene Ontology annotation, cellular component: cytoplasm. The record is from RefSeq and is a predicted model, not a curated record. Lineage: Eukaryota; Metazoa; Chordata; Aves; Charadriiformes; Charadriidae.
AUGUCAGCUUUCAGCAUACGAAAACAGUCUCCCAAUCAAAGCGAUAGUAAGAGCCCCUCUGUUGCAAUUAAAAGCAGACAACAGGCUACUCAUGAUGUUAAUAAACGACGGACCCUUUUGCAAGAUAACAGCUGGAUAAAAAAGAGGCCUGAAGAGGAAAGAAUUCCAGCCAGAAGUGAUACUGAUAAAAUAAAUAAGUCUCCAACUCUGAAUAAUAAGGAAAACAACAGACGAUCUUGGACUCCUAAUGCAUCAUCCACAAAUGCUGCUGUGACUUCUCCAAUCAAGAAAAAAAGGCAAUCUUGGAUGCCUCCCCCAGUUUCAAGUAGUAAGACGACAACAGAAACAGUGGAAACCAAACGAACCACGUCAGAAAACUCAGAAGCUCCAAUGACGGCUGCCUUUUCGUCAGAACAGGUGACCCCACAGAAAUCAAAGACUGAUGUGGAUGAUCCAGCUACAGCAAGGAACCAAGAUAUUGAUAACCUCAUCAAAGUGAAUUCAAGUUCUUUCACAAGUGACAAGGCAGAUGAGGGCCUUGGUGAUCACACUGAAGCGAAGCCUGCUGAUGACCAAAGUAAAAAGCGAAUAACUGAGCAAGCAUAUGAAAAUCCUCCAAGGACUCCAAAUAAUCUCCCAGAAACAAAUUACUCCAGUAACAGUGAAAGAAAGACCAGCAAAUCUUCAUAUGGUGCCUAUGAAGAAAAUAUAACUGGAAAUACAAUCAAAACUGUUUACUCUACUUCUGAUCGGAGUAUAAUUGGAAAAGAUAUAUGUACAUACUGCAGGAAGCCCUUGGGCAUAGAUGCCAAAAUGAUCUUAGAUGCCUUGCAAAUUUGCUGUCAUUCGACUUGCUUCAAGUGUGAAGUGUGCAAAAGACCACUGGAAGAUCUGAAAGCAGGAGACAGCAUUUGGAUUUACAGACAAACUGUGCAUUGUGAGCCUUGCUAUUCCAAAGUUAAAGCUGAAAAGGACUUCUUGGAUAUGAUCAUGACAGAGUUAGAGUGCUCAGAGGCGGCGGGACCUUAG